UCGUUCACCAACCGAGUUCAGCCAGCCUUUGCUUCAUCAUCCAAAGGAAAAUCCCCAGAUAAGGCAUAUGGCUUUCAGAGAGGCGGGAGAAAAUAAGCAGCAAUAAUCAUUUCACAGGAGACUUUUUCAUCGUCAUGAUGCAAUCGAGAAGAUAUGGCCACUAUUGCAUUAGAGGAGUAUGUUUGGUUGUUUGAAGUGUUGAAUAGGCAGAGCUGUACAAGGCCCAUGCAUUGUAAGUGCCUUUGUGAAGCUGCUUGUUCAAAAGACAACUGUAUCUUUUCCAAGAUGAUUUCUGCCAGCUAGAUUCUGCUCUUACCUUAUGUGUCAUCUGUAGUACUUUGCCAGCUGCUUGAUGUGAAACUGACUCCAGCAUUUGCAGACCCUGAGGACAGUAUUACGUUGGGCAUGAAAACUGCUGAAUGUGUAGCACUUCCUGUGUAAUCAAUGCCAACAAGGAGGACACAAAAUGUUAUCAAGGAGAGUUGCUGCAUGAAAACAACGUUGCUUAACAAAACAGUCAAGGAGAUCACAUUUUUAAACCCACUGAGAAAUGCCACUGAGCAUGAAUAUUUUGCAGCCAAAUGUAUACAAGCCUACAGUCACAUUGAUGAAUGAUUGACACACUGAUUGAUAAAUUGUUACUUAAUUCAGCUUUAUGUGCAGUGGCCUCUUUUAAGCAUUUCUUACAUCACUAUUGCUUGGAGAUAUUUUCAUUAAAAGGGUUUUCCUGGCCUGUUGGAGUUCAUAACUGAAGGUGAUUCUGUUAAUAGUUACUCUUUAAUUCAGCUUUACAUCAUGGCUUUGAAUGUUGCUCCUGUACGAGACACAAAAUGGCUGACAUUAGAAGUGUGCAGGCAGUUUCAGAGAGGAACUUGUUCACGUUCUGAUGAGGAAUGUAAAUUUGCACAUCCACCCAAAAGCUGCCAAGUUGAAAAUGGAAGAGUUAUUGCCUGCUUCGAUUCUCUAAAGGGCCGCUGCACGCGGGAGAACUGCAAAUACCUUCAUCCGCCAACGCAUUUGAAAACCCAGCUAGAAAUUAAUGGUAGAAACAAUCUGAUCCAACAGAAAACGGCAGCAGCAAUGCUUGCACAGCAGAUGCAGUUCAUGUUCCCAGGAACACCCCUUCAGCCAAUGCCCUCAUUUCCUGUAGGGCCAACAAUAGGAUCCAACACAGCUCUAAGUUUUGCACCGUAUUUAGCACCUGUCACUCCUGGGGUUGGAUUAGUUCCUACAGAAAUUGUCCCCACACAACCUGUCAUUGUUCCAGGAAGCCCCCCUGUCACAGUCCCUGGGUCAACUACGACACAGAAACUCCUCAGGACAGAUAAACUAGAGGUUUGCAGGGAGUUCCAGCGAGGAAACUGUGCACGGGGCGAAACAGACUGCCGCUUUGCACAUCCUGCAGACAGCACAAUGAUUGAUACAAAUGACAACACCGUAACUGUUUGUAUGGAUUACAUAAAGGGGCGCUGCAUGAGGGAGAAAUGCAAAUAUUUUCACCCUCCUGCUCACUUGCAGGCCAAAAUCAAAGCUGCUCAGCACCAAGCCAACCAGGCUGCAGUGGCAGCUCAGGCCGCUGCUGCAGCUGCUACAGUGAUGACUCAGUCGACUGCCAAAGCAAUGAAGCGACCUCUCGAGGCAACUGUAGACCUGGCUUUUCCUCCUGGUGUACUUCAUCCUUUACCAAAGAGACAAGCACUUGAGAAAAGUAAUGGUGCCAGUGCUGUUUUUAAUCCCAGUUUCUUGCACUAUCAACAGGCUCUUGCUAGUGCACAGUUGCAACAACAUGCAGCCUUUAUUCCAACAGGGUCAGUUUUGUGCAUGACACCUGCUACCAGUAUUGUACCCAUGAUGCACAGCGCUACGUCCGCCACUGUCUCUGCAACAACAACUCCUGCAACAAGUGUCCCCUUCGCCGCAACAGCCACAGCCAAUCAGAUAAUCCUGAAAUAGUCAACCGGAUUGGAAUGGAAUGUCAAGAGGCCUCAUUGAGAACAGCAAAGCAUUGUUACUGUACAUACUACCCUGUCUCUUCCUCAAUAGAAUUGCCACAAACUGCAUGCUGAGUAAAGAGUUUGUUCGUCUGGACAAAUCACAAACACAAAGAGCUAGUGCUGCUAUAUCAUAUAUGAAUAUUAAAUAUGGUAUGCUUAGUAUACUCUAAACUAAUCUAGUUAACUACCUGGUGCCAGCUGUGAUGGUUCAAGACAUAAAAGGGUAACAUUUUAGUUUUAAAAGUUUUCUACAACACCGUUUACUUCUUAGAAAUACCGUAUUACCACCAUAAUUAUAGCUAAUGUAAUUAGUCCUAUUCAUAUAUAGGGUUCACAAAUUUAUGAAUCUUUCAAUGUUAGCAAUAAGUGAUGUACAUUGGCCACUAAACCCAGGGUCCAAAGAGCCACAUGAUUAGUUCCACAUGGACACGGUCACAUUGGAUGCUUAUUAGUCGAACAGCAACCCCACCUACUUUGCAUGAUGAAUUACUUUUUGAAAGGAUGGAGAGUUUCAAAAGUAGUUUGCGAUAAGGCAAAACAGUUUCUUGCUGAAAGGGUGGGAACUCAAAAUCAAAGUGGUGACUGUAAGACCAUGGGUACACCAUGGUAGGUCUUUGGAUCUUGGCCAAUACAUAUGAACUGCAGAUUUAACUUUUAACCCUUUGCCAAUUUUGUACUCUCUAAAAAAGCUCACUUCUCUACUGGGCAGUUGAUGCCAAGACAAAGGAGGUGAUGUGAAAGCAGAAACCGGUAUUCCUGCACAUCACCACCUGAAAGUUCCAAAUAGAGGAUCCAAGGUAAAGCACAAAUUGCAGAGAUGCGCAUGAGCUGAUUUUGGACAUGUAUGGAGAAGCUGUACCAGAAUCAUGGCAUUCUAGAAUUAAAUUAAACCUUUGCACGGUAUGACUUUCAUACCCUAAAGUCUUGACUAUGUUAUUUUACAAAGAGAGAGAGAAUAUUUUUUAAAAGAAGCCUUUGCAGAAGUGCCUAAAUUUUGCCACACCAGACUUGAAACUAAGUGACACUGCGGUCUAUAAUUGAAAAUACAGCAAGUGAUUAAACGUUCAGAUUUACAAUCAGGUUACCAAAAAGAACUUGCUAUGAAAUAACUUCUUCCCAAUUAAAGAAAUGGGGCUGUAGGUAAAGAUUAGCAUGAUAUUCUGAUUUAUCUCAAACUGAAUGCAGUCAUUGUUAAAACUGGUAAGUGACUUUAAUUUAAAUGAUGAGAAAAAUACUAAACAGGAUGUAGAGAGAGCUUCAUUUUAAUCCAUUGUUAUUGCUGCCGUAUUUUUAAAAUCAGGUUAAAGAAGUUGUAACCGGAUUACAGCACAGAGAAAGAAACUAGUUCUUUUAACUUUUUCUUUAAAAGCUUAUUUUAUGUCACAGAAAUAAGAAGAUAUCUUUAAUACAACUAUAUACAUAUUAUAUAUACACAUACAUAUAUAUGGACAAAACAGAUUUUAAUGUUUACUUUUUUAAAUACUGUGUUGAUUUACAAAGUAAUUAUAUACAUUUGAUUAAUGUAGGAGGUUUGUUUUUAAAUUUUGUUUCCUACACUAUUGUACCAAAUAUGUCACAUUUCACAUUUUAUAUGUUGCACAUAGAUCACAUAAGUACAUGGUUUUUAAAUUAUUGUUUAUAAAACAAAAAAGCAGCUGUCCUAUGGAAAUAUGUAUAAUUUAAACAUCUGGUUUUUUUCCAUGUGAACAUGAUAAAUGAUUGCAGUAUUUUAACUUAGCCUUUUCAGAUUGAUUUUAAAUUUUUUAGCUUUGGCAACACUGCCUAUUCUGAGAGAACAGAAGCACUAAUUGAUUUUUUGUUGUUAAUGGAAUUAUUUUUCAGUGUUAAUCUUGUUUUUCAAAUGUCUCAUCUGUUUAUAUUAAAACACUAGCAUUGAUCACCUAAAGGGGAGAACACUCUGCCCUCAAACUGAUGGUAAACAUAGUGUUUGUAAUCUUGCAUUUGUUUUAUUUUGUGAAGAGUAUGUAUCUUUUUUAUUUUUACUUGUAAAUUUUCUCAGUCACUAUAACUAGAUUGGUAACAUGGCCAUUUACUGACAUCUGUAGUUGUUGGCUCUUUUUUUAAACAACGAUCCAUUUUAAACAUUUGAUAGUUUAUUGGACAACACUAAAUGGCAAUUUAUAUAUGUUGUUUAAAUAUUUAAAGUGUAGAAAGAACAUUUUAGUGAAUAUAUUAUGUUUAAACAAUUAUUUUAUUAGAAUCACACCAAUAUUAUUUUCUAUCCAUUAAGGAUCAAAUUUUCAUUACCUUACCUGAGUUUUCCUCCUGAAAAAAAGAAGAGAACAUAUUUUUAAAAAAGAGAGUUCUGCUGUACUGGCAUAUGAGUUCUGUUCCUACAUGUUAAAGAUAUUUAUGUGAACCCUUAAGCUAUUUGUUCCAGAGUAGUUCUGUUGAUUUUAAUGGGGCUAAGCUGGAAUAAGUGAUUUGAGUAUCACAGUAUAAGAGCAUGAGUCACAGAGGUUGUACAGGCAGAGAAAGCCAUACCUGCAGAAAGGAAAACCACACAGGCCACUCUUGAAUGUAGUCGCCCUGGCUGAAACCAUUACCUGCUUUCUUACAGCUUACCAAUAACACGUCAACCCACUAAUUUCUGCACCUUUACUUUAUUUUGCUCCUGCUUCUCUGUUUGCAGGCCUUAUCAGCCCUUCUUCGCUCCACUACUGAAUUACCUUUAUUUGUGCUCCAGUCAGCUCCCUGCUCUCCUUCCUUCUUUCCUGUCCUGCCCUGAUAUUCUUCUCUUCAAACAGGGUGUAUAGGAGUAGGUACCUGGAUCUGUAUCUUGAUUUCAGCCCUUUGGGCACCUGAAUCAAACGUCGCUUCCUCUUUUUGGUUUCUUGCUUGCCUGACUUGGCUGUUCUGGCUUCUUUCUUUGGCUUGAAUCUCAAACCAGAUUCUUUGUUUUUACCAGAAUGUAUCUAUCUGUCGAACUAACAGUGUGAACCUGCAUGCCAGUUCUAAGUUGCACCUGCAAAGACAGUCUGCCCCUUUUCAGUUCAGUGAGGCUGUCUAGAGCAGAGGUCUUGCAAAUAUAGUCUUGCGCCUAUUUGUCUUCGGAUAGCAUUUUCUUGAGAAAAGCAAAGUCACACUACCCAGCCCUUGCUCCCUUCUCACUCUGUCCAUGCUCGGCUGCACUUUGUUUAAUCUCUGUGCCUCUUGCUUCAAAUCUGUAAUAAUAUUGAUUAAUCAAUUAGCAUAAAUAUAAAAAUAUUAAGUACAUGCAUUUUUAUUUAUUAUAGAGUAAUUUUGUAGAGUACAUUGAAUUUGGAAAAAUCUAAAACUAUUUUUCUGUAUAAAUAUUAUUUGCCAAACUUCAUUUAUAUUUUGGAAAAAGAAUGUCUUAUGAUGGUAAAUGGACCUUAUAUUGGUUUUAUUUUUAUUUUUAAAUAACCCCCUUGACUCAACCAUGAAAUGGGCCAAUAUAGUCAGCAAGUACAGACGCUGGGACAUAAUUCCAAGUUACUUGAGAUGUCUCUGUAUUUUCUAUAAGAGCACUUCACCAAAAUACCUUAAUUUGCCCAUACAAAAUGAUCAGUGGCGACAUUUACACUGCAUACUUUCGCUAACAGUUAAGUAAACCCCUUCUAUUCUAUGUACUGUAACUAUUUAGCAGCCUGUUUAAAUACCCAUUUAUGAGUUUGUUGAGAUAUUAUUUAAUUACCCAAUGUGCAACCAUGGAAAUAAAAAAAAAGCAUCUUAAAACGA
Sceloporus undulatus (fence lizard) is the source of this 5717-nucleotide messenger RNA. It is a transcript of the gene MBNL2, whose product is annotated as muscleblind like splicing regulator 2. The transcript is spliced from 10 exons. Lineage: Eukaryota; Metazoa; Chordata; Lepidosauria; Squamata; Phrynosomatidae. The coding region runs from base 796 to 1953 and encodes 385 amino acids. The record is from RefSeq and is a predicted model, not a curated record. Gene Ontology annotation, molecular function: metal ion binding.